Messenger RNA from Pongo pygmaeus (Bornean orangutan), 2497 nucleotides. It is a transcript of the gene TXNL4B, whose product is annotated as thioredoxin like 4B. The record is from RefSeq and is a predicted model, not a curated record. The coding region runs from base 330 to 779 and encodes 149 amino acids. NCBI's taxonomy places the organism in Eukaryota, Metazoa, Chordata, Mammalia, Primates, Hominidae. Gene Ontology annotation, cellular component: U4/U6 x U5 tri-snRNP complex; spliceosomal complex; U5 snRNP. Gene Ontology annotation, biological process: mRNA splicing, via spliceosome. The transcript is spliced from 4 exons.
CGGCUGUAAAUAAAAAUCACCCAUGCUUUCACACGCAGAGAUGACCACUGAUUUCCCGUUGUUUUUCUGGAAUACAUUGUAGUAAGGUUCUGUACAAAAGUUGAGUUCAAACUUUUUUUCUUUUUUUGGUGUUUCUGCAGUUGUGGCGCGCCUGAGGUUCCGGCUACUCGGGAGACUGAGGCGGAAGGUUUGCUUGAGCCUGGGAAGUUGAGACCAGCCUGGGCAACAUAGCUAGACCCCGCCUCAGAAAAAGAGAGGGAGCGAGGAAAACAGUGGAGUUAUUGGUCAAAGAGAGUGACAGUGAGGAUUCACAUUUGGGUUAUUUCAAGAUGAGCUUCCUACUGCCCAAGCUGACUAGCAAAAAGGAAGUAGACCAGGCGAUAAAAAGUACUGCUGAGAAGGUGUUGGUUCUCAGGUUUGGGAGAGAUGAAGAUCCUGUCUGUCUGCAGCUAGAUGAUAUUCUUUCUAAGACCUCUUCUGACUUAAGUAAAAUGGCUGCUAUAUACCUGGUAGAUGUGGACCACACUCCAGUUUAUACACAGUAUUUUGACAUCAGUUAUAUUCCGUCUACUGUCUUUUUCUUCAAUGGGCAGCAUAUGAAAGUGGAUUAUGGAUCUCCAGAUCACACUAAGUUUGUGGGAAGCUUCAAAACCAAACAAGACUUCAUAGAUUUGAUUGAAGUAAUCUAUCGAGGAGCAAUGAGGGGGAAGCUUAUUGUCCAAAGUCCUAUUGAUCCCAAGAAUAUUCCCAAAUAUGACCUUCUCUAUCAAGACAUUUAGUACAUUAAUUGCUGUCAAAGAUGAAGAAAAAGGCGCAUCUUGACACAGUACCUGAAUCCAGCUGUGCUGUGUUUCUGGAGUCCUUUGGAAACAUGUGUCCCAGAGGAGAAGAGGUUUGACUUUCGUGUAGAAAACCCGGCCCCUGAGGAAAAGACCCCACUGGUUCUCCGAUGACCUGGGAUGCCUAACUGUCUACUCCCUGUGAGCCUCAGAGCAGCCAAGUCGUUGGUGUUCAUUUUCCCCACAGUGAUUUUUGUAACUUCUCUUUCUAAUGUUUUUCUUUAUCCCUUUAAUACAGAACCCUCCCAAACAUUGGCUAGUACAAUUUGAUUUCAUCAUGUUCAUUUGAUAACACAAGUGAACUGGAAAGUCACUUCCCAUAGAAGCAAAAGUACUUAUUUUCUACCCUAGCUGGGUGCAUGCAUGCGCACACACACACACACACGCACAUGCACACACGCACACACACACCCCUUUGCCGGUUCCUCCACUCAUACAUCCCUCGUGCUUUCCUAUCUCCAGUCUGUAUUGGCUCAUUUAAUUUUUUUUUUUUUUUUUUUUUUUUUUUUUUUUUUUUUGAGACCAAGUCUCACUCGUCGCCCAGGCUGGAGUGCAGUGGCGCGAUCUCGGCUCACUGCAAGCUCCGCCUCCUGGGUUCAUGCCAUUCUCCUGCUUCAGCCUCCCGAGGACUACAGGCGCCUGCCACCAUGCCCGGCUAAUUUUUUGUAUUUUUAUAGAGGCGUGGUUUCACCGUGUUAGCCAAGAUGGUCUCGAUCUCCUGACCUCGUGAUCCGCCCUCCUCAGCCUCCGAAGUGCUGGGAUUAUAGGCGUGAGCCACCGCGCCCGGCCCAUUUAAUUAUUUUUUAUGUUAUAAAAUGUAAUAUGAAAAGUGAGAAUUUGAACCUUUACCAUCCACCACUCUGUUCAGGUAAAACAAUGAAUGAGCCACUUUUAGCAGGAGCAGAUUUUUCCCAGAAGCUGCUGCCUCUUCCUGAGGCAGAAAAUUGUAUUACUAAGGCUCAAAACUAAAAGAGAUGUCAGCAUUGUUAGAGAGAAAUGUCACCUGUAUGGGAUUUGCCUGUUUUAAUAACUUUUUGAGGAAUUCUUGCUCUUCCAGGGGUGCCUGGCGCAACCGUGGGCAAGUUACUGCCCCUCUUUAAACCUCAUGGUGGUUAUUGAAACAGAUUUAUUAAAAGGAGAGGGUAGGCGCAGAGCUGGGGAGCCAUGGGCGAGGCAGCUUGUGACCUGCCUAGCAGCCGCUGACCUCCUCGCCAACAGAAGCCCAGUCCUGUUCAGAGCAACACUGUCACUGCAAGUCCAGCCCUCUUUGCCAGGGGCUCCAUUCCACCCCUUUCCUGCAGGGAGGGGUGCCAUGAGUAUUGCUUCUGGCUCAUACAGGAGAGAGGGAAGGCUGCCAGGCACUGCUUGUGUCCCUGCUGAUAAAAGGAGGGAAUCACUCCAGGAAUAAGACAAAAGGAUGAGGAGGAGGCCAUCACCUCUGUCCUCUUCCAUCGUACACUUCCUGUCUCUGGUUUAAUCAUGAUGCAUGGAGCUACAACAGCCAUCUUAGGUCCACGAGGUGCCCAGCACCAGAUAAAACAUCAAUAUGCUAAGAAGAACAAAAAGAGCCUGAUCCCUGAUGUUAUUGAGCUCCUUCGUGAACUCUGGACCUGCCUCCCUCAGCCUUCUGUGAAAGAAUAAAAUUUAUUUUUGCCUAA